UCGUCACGUACAAAAUGCCAGUGUGACCGUCUCUCCAGCUUCGCCAUUUUGGCUCAGCUCUCUUCAGAUUCGAACAUGGACAAAACGAUCCUGCCUUCGGUCACUCUAAUCGUUGGCUGUGGAGUUUCCUCAUUGACUCUCCUGCUGUUAAUCAUUAUUUAUGUAUCUGUCUGGAGGUACAUUCGGUCAGAACGGUCGGUAAUUUUAAUAAACUUCUGCCUGUCAAUCAUUUCAUCAAAUGCUCUCAUCCUGAUAGGACAAACUCAGACAAGAAAUAAGGUGAUCUGUACCCUUGUGGCAGCGUUCCUGCACUUCUUCUUCCUGUCAUCCUUUUGCUGGGUGCUGACAGAGGCCUGGCAGUCAUACAUGGCUGUCACAGGAAGAUUACGAAAUCGAAUCAUUCGGAAACGUUUUCUCUGUCUUGGAUGGGGACUUCCAGCCCUGGUUGUCGCAACAUCUGUUGGAUUCACCAAAUCGAAGGGAUAUGGAACAGUAAACUAUUGCUGGCUUUCCUUGGAAGGAGGUCUGCUGUACGCUUUUGUGGGACCUGCCGCCGUUGUUGUUUUGGUGAACAUGGUUAUUGGCAUUCUGGUAUUUAACAAACUUGUAUCCAAAGAUGGAAUAACAGAUAAGAAACUGAAGGAACGGGCAGGUCAGAUGACAGUUCCCCUUUACGGUAUGACGCUCAAAUGUUCCAAGUGUGGAGUUAUAUCUUCAGCUGAAGUAUCGGCUACAGUCACCAGUAACGCCAUGGCGUCUCUUUGGAGCUCUUGUGUUGUCCUACCACUUUUAGCAUUGACUUGGAUGUCUGCAGUGUUAGCCAUCACAGAUCGAAGAUCAGCCCUCUUUCAGAUCCUCUUUGCUGUCUUUGACUCUUUGGAAGGCUUUGUCAUUGUAAUGGUCCACUGCAUUUUGAGAAGAGAGGUGCAGGAUGCAGUGAAGUGUAGAGUCGUAGAUCGACAAGAGGAAGGGAAUGGAGACUCUGGGGGAUCAUUUCAAAAUGGACAUGCACAAUUAAUGACUGACUUUGAAAAGGAUGUAGAUAUGGCAUGUAGAUCAGUUUUAAAUAAAGAUAUCAACGCCGUCAGAACAGGAACACUCACAGGAACUCUAAAGCGCUCUAUGGUCCACGAUGAAGACAUGAAAAUGAAAUUCACCCAUCAAAAGUUGUCUGGUUUCUCAAGUCUUCCAGCAAAUGUGUCAAAGAUGCAUCUCCAGGGAUCACUGAACUAUCCAGGAUCGUUAAAUAUGAAUGAGUUUGGCGACCACACCUUAAAAAUAAAUAAGAGUGAACAGCCGAAAUCAAUAUAUAUAUGUGACGGUGACAUUUUCAAGCAGUUAGACUCGGAACUAGCACGAGCACAGGAACAAGUGAUUGAUGCUAACUAUGUUAUCUUGCCCACCAACACCUCAACCCUGAGGCCCAAACCAAAAGACGAUAGCAAAUAUAAUAUUAACAUUAGUCAAUUGCCCCAGACUAGACUUAUUCAUCUCAAUGCAGACAGUGGGUUUUGUGCAAAAAACUCACCGAUGGAUCACGUUAAUAUUGCUUGCAAUGAAAGGGCUUCUCCUGGCCACCAGACACCGAGUUCUGCAAAUGAAACACAGCUCCCCAAUAACCUGUGUGACACAGGUGAUUCAGGGAACUCAGGGAUGGUGUCCAAAAGUGAGACAGUAUCUACACUAUCCACAAGCUCGUUGGAGAGCCCUAAGUCCCAGAAUAAUCCUAGUCGCGCCUCCCUGAACUCUCUCCAAUGUGUCAGUGUACCGUUGAAGAGAAGAAAAUCUAGGUAUGCUGAGUUAGAUUUUGAGAAAAUAAUGCACACAAGAAAACGGCAUCAAGACAUGUUUCAGGACCUAAACAGGAAGCUUCAGCAUGCUGAGAAAGAUAGAGAAUCUCCCACAAUAGACAGCAAAGCAGUGAAACGAUGGAGUGUUUCAUCAGCAGGAAGUGAUAAAACCAAUCUCAGUCAAGAGAAGCAGACUCCAAUCAAGCGGCCUUGGGAAGGAAUCCGAAAGAUGCAGUCUCCCCCCACAUGGAUAAAAAAGGAAUUGGAUCCCACCCAUCAGUCUCCCUUAGAAAUGAGAACGGUGGAAUGGGAGAAAACGGGAGCAACGAUACCACUUGGUGGACAGGACAUCAUUGAUCUUCAGACUGAAGUCUGACCUGAGGAGUGACUUUUUUUUUAAUUUUAAAACAGAUUGGUUUCUUUUGAAACCUUAUUACAGUACAGAUAUCUUGUUCUCAGAGAGAUAUUGUUUUAAACCUUGUGAUGCAGUCAGCGUCGUGUCGUCUCACUGCGGUGAGAAAACACGUUAGCGAACACAGUAACCGUAGUCCAGAAACUCUUAUCAAAGACAGUAAUGGGCAAAUAUAUAUAUAUAUAAAUAUAUAUAUAAAUAUAUAAAAAAAACAAGUAACUUCAGUUUAGUGUUGAUUGCUUGAUAUGCAAGCAUUUUUUGCAUCAAAAUUUAAUGGCAUUUUCUUGUCAUAUUGUGUAUUAUAUUAAAAAAAUGAAAUUUCAAACAGUAAAUACAAUGAACAUACUUAAAAAACUGUGAUGUACCUGUCAAAUUUUAGAUAUAUAAAUUGAAAGCACAAGGCCUUGGCUGCCCUGCUGUAUAAUAUGUAAUUAUUACACCUAUUGACUUUUAGCUUAAAUAUCUUUCUAUACUGUGUUUAAUUUCCUGUUAAGUUAACAGACUUUAACAGUGUUAUGUACAAUGACAGAGUUAAGCUAAUGUUAUACCAUGUGUUUAAUAAUCGUUGACCCUCGGAGAUUCUACUUUUAUGGUUGGUUAAACUGGUUCUGGUUUCCUAUAUCUGUGUUUGUCAGUUUUAUGUACAGUUUUCAGAGCACAAAAUGAAUGUCUCCUUUCUAAUA
This is a messenger RNA of Carcharodon carcharias (great white shark), 2885 nucleotides long. RefSeq names its product adhesion G protein-coupled receptor B1-like. The transcript is spliced from 17 exons. The coding region runs from base 76 to 2166 and encodes 696 amino acids. Gene Ontology annotation, cellular component: postsynaptic density; membrane; dendrite. Gene Ontology annotation, biological process: cell surface receptor signaling pathway; engulfment of apoptotic cell; negative regulation of angiogenesis. NCBI's taxonomy places the organism in Eukaryota, Metazoa, Chordata, Chondrichthyes, Lamniformes, Lamnidae. Gene Ontology annotation, molecular function: G protein-coupled receptor activity. The record is from RefSeq and is a predicted model, not a curated record.